UCUGAACAGACAGCUGAUAAACUCAGAAAUCACAAUGGGACUGCUUCAGUUUAUAAAGGAUUAUUUUAUUGGUUUCUUGGACUAUGAGACCCCCAAGGUAAUGGUGGUUAAAAACAAAAAACUUGGAGUCAUAUAUAGAGGGGUUCAGUUUUUUGUGAUCACCUAUUUUAUCUGGUAUGUCUUUAUCAGUCAGAAAGCCUAUCAGGACAGUGAGACGAGGCCAGAGAACUCAGUCUACACUAAGAUGAAAGGCACAGCCCUGCAGGGGGACCACGUUCUGGACAUGGUAGAAUACGUCCGACCCUCAGAGGGCGGUGACGUGAUCAGCACAAUACUGAGACGAGUGGUCACACACAACCAGAGGCAAGGCACGUGUGCUGAGCAUUUUACCGUUCCCAAUGCCAACUGCUCAAAGGACUCGGACUGCAACUCAGGAAAAGUGGACUUUGAUGGCAAUGGACAGAGAACUGGGCGCUGUGUUCCUUACUAUAACCAGACCUUCAAGACCUGUGAGAUUCAGACCUGGUGUCCUAUUGAGGACUAUGCGGCAAUACGGGAGCCACCAUUAGCAGAGGCCAUCAAUUUCACUGUUUACAUCAAGAAUGCCAUCCAUUUCCCCAAAUUUAAAGUGUUGAGAGGAAACAUCAAACCAAACAAACGAAAUGGGCAGAAAUAUCUGAAUAAGUGUCAUUACAAUGAGGAGAAACACCCCUACUGCCCCAUCUUCCGGCUGGGUUACAUCGCAGAACAGGCCAGGGAGAAGUUCAGCGAGCUUUGCAGGACUGGGGGAGUGAUUGGUGUCUUCAUUAACUGGAAGUGUGAUCUUGACCUGGACCCCUCGGAGUGUAAACCCACAUACUCAUUCCGUCGCCUGGACCUUCGGAAGAACCUGCCCAGCUCUGGUUACAACUUCAGAUUUGCCAAGUAUUACAGCAAAGAUGGAGAAGAGUUCCGGACACUUAUCAAGGCCUUUGGGAUUCGUCUUGAUGUAAUAGUUCAUGGAAAUGCUGGACGAUUCAGCAUAAUCCCAACUAUCAUCAACACAGUGACAGCCAUGACCUCAGUUGGAAUAUGUUCCAUUAUCUGUGACUGGAUCAUGCUCACUUUCAUUGACAAGAAUGAUAUCUACAGUGGCAGAAAGUUUGAUGAUGACAGUAAAGUUCCCAAACCCAGCCAGACCUUCACACUUCCCACAGAAUUCACCAUCAUCAGCUAUGGCUCCACCCACUCUGACCUGUCAGAGGGAGUGGCCCUGUGACAUCCCAUCCCCACAGUGCCCUCUGGUCACAUCAGUCUUUGGCCACAUGCAUGGAUGAUGUUCUUCCUCAGACACCUGACUGCUGAUCAGGCGGAUGGGACAGACAGACGACCUUUCCCCCCCAAGCAGUCUCAGAUGUCCUCAGAGAGACCUCCUUGAUGGGUCAACCUCUGUCCCUGCGGGAUUUAACUGAAAGACAGCUAAGACCACUAAAACAUCCUACUUAGUUAGAGUGCCACCAGUUCUUUCACUAAAAGCAAUUUCCUAUGAUGAAUUAGUGUAAAUCUUUUAUGAAAAUUCCUGUUGAUUCAGGAAAUGAAUUAAACUCCAAUGGAGAAAUUCCAUGUUCAGUUCAACUGACAGGGACUGAAAUGGUACUGACCCCAACUGAAUCUCAAAUAAUUGCAAAUGAUCAGAAUUUAAUCCAACCAAUGAAAAAUAAACUAAAUAAGUUAUCGCAAUCAGCUAAACGUGUUGGAGUACAUUAUGCUGAGAACCCUCUUUUCCUGUCUACCCUGAACCAGGUCAAUAACUGUAUAAGCUAUACAUGCAAACACAACAAUAAA
Oncorhynchus mykiss (rainbow trout) is the source of this 1824-nucleotide messenger RNA. RefSeq names its product P2X purinoceptor 2-like. Gene Ontology annotation, molecular function: ATP binding; extracellularly ATP-gated monoatomic cation channel activity; purinergic nucleotide receptor activity. NCBI's taxonomy places the organism in Eukaryota, Metazoa, Chordata, Actinopteri, Salmoniformes, Salmonidae. Gene Ontology annotation, biological process: calcium ion transmembrane transport; response to ATP. The record is from RefSeq and is a predicted model, not a curated record. Gene Ontology annotation, cellular component: plasma membrane; signaling receptor complex.